ACAUUUCCUCAGAGGUCCUUAGCAGGUCUUUAAUAUUUUUUAUGGAAUAUUUCAUUUCUCACACCGCAUGACUCUCCAUUUAGUUUAUGUUUUCAUACUCUAAAAAUGGGUAAAAAGGAUCCUUAACGUCUCCAAGAGGGAAUACAAAGCCCCAUUUGCUGCCUGCAAAGGCAUUCGAAACUGAGAAUUGCAUUUAUGUCAAUCGAAGCGCAACCAACUUCACUGCGAAACUCGCCGAAAUCGGAAAACUGGAGCCCUACUCACUCAGUGAAAUACAAACGCGAUGAACAACGAGCUUAAGGCCAAUCUGGAACUGUGCGGCCGUACGGCCGUAGACUUUACGGGCUUGUACUACGCCUUUCUGGACAAUCGGCGCGAUGAAAUGGGUUAUUUCUAUUUGGACAAUGCAAAAUUAACGUGGAAUGGCAUUUGCACAUAUGGCCGCAAGGCCAUCGAACAAAAGUUCUUGGAAUUGCCGUCUUCGCAUCAUGAGUUGAAAACGUUGGACGCCUUGCCCAUGCCGGCCUCAAUUGUUGGCAAUCAGCUGACAACCACGAUCCUGGUCGGCGGAAUCGUCCAGUAUCCUGGGCAGCCGAUGUGCCCCUUCAAUCAAGUCUUUCUCGUUACCUCUGAGAAUGAUAAAUGGAAAAUCUCCUCGGAUUUGUAUCGCGUUAAGCAGCCAAUAAACUAAUUAUCUCCAUAUAAUAAUAUA
Molecule: messenger RNA, 712 nt
Organism: Drosophila montana
Lineage: Eukaryota; Metazoa; Arthropoda; Insecta; Diptera; Drosophilidae
Product: NTF2-related export protein-like
Exons: 4
Coding region: 284-691 (135 amino acids)
Biological process (GO): poly(A)+ mRNA export from nucleus
Cellular component (GO): nuclear pore central transport channel
Source: RefSeq, a predicted model, not a curated record